CCCCCUCCUUCCAAGAUCGUGGGUCUCGCCUCGCAGAGCUGGGAGGGCCGCUAGGGCCCUGAAAUGCAGAGCGGUGCCCAGGCCCACGUAUCUGCACCUCCUGAUCAGAACCGUGGGAUCCAGCUGCCGGGCCUGCGGGAAAGGUCCUAGCGACCCUCGGCCCGCGGGCCCCGCGAGGUGCGCCCCGCAGGCGAGGCGCGAGCGCGCCGCAGGAUAGCCGCCAGGCAGCGCGCGCGGGGCGGGCUGCUUUGCAUGAUGUGCCGCUCGGCCCUGGCUUUUUUGACUGCUGCAUUUGUCUGUCUGCAAAACUGCCAGCGAGGUCCUGUCUCGUUCCUCCGGGCGGCGUGGGUGUUCUCACUUGUUCUGGGACUGAGCCGAAGUGAAGACAGUAGAUGUGUAUCUUCAAAUGCAGCAUCGUGUGCAAGGUGCCUUGCCUUGGGUCCAGAAUGUGGAUGGUGUGUUCAGAAGGAUUUCAUUUCAGGUGAAUCAAGAAGUGAACGUUGUGAUACGGUUUCCAAUUUAAUACGCAAAGGCUGCUCAGCUGAUUCCAUAGAGAACCCAUCUGUGCAUGUAAUAGUAGAAAGUGAAAAUGAAAUUAACACUCAAGUGACUCCAGAAGAAGUAUCCAUCCAACUGCGACCAGGAGCUGAAGCUAAUUUUAUGCUGAAAAUUCACCCUUUGAAGAAAUAUCCUGUGGAUCUUUAUUAUCUUGUUGAUGUAUCAGCAUCAAUGCACAAUAAUAUAGAAAAAUUAAAUUCUGUUGGAAAUGACUUAUCUAGAAAAAUGGCAUUUUUCUCCCAUGACUUCCGCCUUGGAUUUGGGUCAUAUGUUGAUAAAACUGUUUCACCAUACAUUAGCAUCCACCCAGAAAGGAUUCAUAAUCAAUGCAGUGACUACAAUUUAGACUGUAUGCCUCCUCAUGGCUACAUCCAUGUCCUAUCCUUGACAGAAAACAUCACGGAGUUUGAAAAAGCAGUGCACAGACAAAAGAUCUCCGGAAACAUAGAUACCCCUGAAGGAGGGUUUGAUGCCAUGCUGCAGGCAGCUGUGUGUGAGAGUCACAUUGGAUGGCGAAAAGAAGCUAAAAGAUUGCUGCUGGUGAUGACAGAUCAGACAUCUCAUCUUGCUCUUGAUAGCAAGUUGGCAGGCAUCGUGGUGCCCAAUGACGGAAACUGCCACCUGAAAAACAAUGUCUACAUCAAGUCAACAACCAUGGAACAUCCCUCACUGGGCCAACUUUCAGCCAAACUAAUAGACAACAACAUUAAUGUCAUUUUUGCAGUUCAAGGAAAGCAGUUUCAUUGGUAUAAGGAUCUUCUACCCCUUUUACCUGGCACCAUUGCUGGUGAAAUAGAGUCAAAGGCUGCAAAUCUCAACAAUUUGGUAGUCGAAGCCUACAAGAAACUCAUCUCAGAGGUAAAAGUUCAGGUGGAAAACCAGGUGCAUGGCGUUCUUUUCAAUGUGACUGCCAUCUGUCCAGAUGGGGCCAGAAAGCCAGGAGCUGUUGGCUGUGGAAAUGUGACCAGCAAUGAUGAAGUUCUUUUCAAUGUAACAGUCACAAUGAAAAACUGUGAGGUCACAGGAGGAAAAAGCUUUGCAAUUCUAAAACCCAUUGGUUUCAAUGAAACCACUAAAAUUCACAUACACAGAAGCUGCCGCUGCCAGUGUGAGGAGAGCAGAAGGCCUGAGAGGCAGUGUGUGGAUGAGGCCUUCCUGGAUCCCAAGUGCUUGCACUGUGAUGAGAGUAAAUGUCACUUGAGUAAACACCGGUUUCCAUCUGAGAGCUGCCAGUCACACAAGGACCAACCAGUUUGCAGUGGCCGCGGAGUCUGUGUAUGUGGGAAGUGUCUAUGUCACAAAAUGAAACUUGGCAAAGUGUAUGGACAGUUCUGCGAGAAGGACGACUUUUCUUGUCCAUAUCACCACGGCAGUCUCUGCGCUGGGCAUGGAGAGUGUGAAGCAGGAAGAUGCCAGUGCUUCGGUGGCUGGGAAGGGGAUCGGUGCCAGUGCCCAUCAGCAUCAGCCCAGCAGUGUGUCAACUCCCAGGGCCAGGUGUGCAGUGGGAGAGGCACCUGUGUGUGUGGCAAGUGUGAAUGCACGGAUCCCAGGAGCAUCGGGCGCUUCUGUGAACACUGCCCCACCUGUCCCACAGCCUGCAGUGACAACUGGAACUGUCUGCAAUGCCUUCACCCUCACAAUUUGUCUCAGGCGCUACGUGACCAGUGUAAAACUUCAUGUGCACUUGCAGAGCAGCAGCUAUAUGCAGACCAGAUACCAGAAUGCUUAUCUACUCCAAGUUACUUGAGAAUAUUUUUCAUCAUAUUCAUAGUUACAUUCUUGAUUGGGUUGCUUAAAGUCCUUAUUGUUAGACAGGUGAUACUACAAUGGAAUAGUAAUAAAAUCAAGUCUUCAUCAGAUUACAGAGCAUCCACCUCAAAAAAGGAUAAAUUGCUUCUACAAAGUGUUUGCACAAGAACAGUAACCUACCGACGUGAGAAACCUGAAGAAAUAAAACUGGAUAUCAGCAAACUAAAUGCUCAUGAGACUUUCAGAUGCAACUUCUAAGCAAAGAUAAAAUAGUAUUCUAUGGGAAACUGGAUUUUUAAAAUAAUUGCUACUAAAAAAAUAGUCACAGGAGAAGACAAGUUGUUCAAGAUUGUGUCCCUUCAUGGUUGAGUGCUGGCAAGCAUCAUCAUCGUCAUGUGAUUCACCUAGCUGCUGAAUUUUUCAGAGAAAAAUAUGUCUUACUACUGUUUAAAGACUAGUGUCAUUGUAGCACUUUAUUGUAAUAUAUAACUUAUUUAGAGCAGCAUAGAAUGUAGGUAUUCUGAAGAGCACUGAUUACACUUUACAGAUACCUGCCCUUCUUCUGCUUCCUUGAGAGACACAAUGUUCACAGGCAAAUUAGCACUGUGUCUUUGCAAGGAUGCAGUGAUCCCUGCACCGAGCAUGCAGGUGAGAAGUAUCUAAUCUGGCAGUUCCAUUCUGAAGUGACUGCACACUUCAACAAUUGGAAGAGGCUAGACAAGAACAGUCAGAUGAAUAAAUAGUUAGAGUUUCACCCCUUCAAGAGGUGGACAGAGUCUUAAUUGUAAUGGGUUUUGCUUUUGAAACUGUAUAGUUUGUUGCAUGUGUAUUUAUGUUUGCCACUUUUCGAAAAUGGAUGCUGAAUCCAACCUUCUCUUCUUUUGCCAUUUAUGUUUUGUUUUUCUUCCUUUCAGGAUGUUUAUGUCACAGAUGACUGGAUUUAAUAAGUGCUAAGUUACUACUGCCAUAAAAACCUGUAAUACAUUGUCACUUUAUUAGAAUACUAGUUGUAAAAGCUGAAUGUUAAUAAGGGACACUGUAAAGUAUCUUCUAAAUCUAAAGGGCUUUGUUGUUUGAAGAUGAGGAGUUUCAUAUGUUCUUACCUGGUAAACUGGAUGAUUUCACCAUUUCAUUUGAUCUAACAGUGAAUUGAAAUUGGUAAACUGAAAUGCACAAGAUAUUUAGAAAUUCUGCUUCUAGUCAAAUACCAUAUUUUAAAUGGGCUUUCUUAGGUCUUGAUUUCAAGUAGAUAUCAACAUUUCUCAAAUGCAAAACUAUUCUUUUUUGCUCUUCCAUGCACCAAAAGACCUUCUUGCCCUGAAUCUACUGAACCCUACUCACCAGAGUUCAUAAAAGUACAAAAUUGGAGGAAGGUAGGUGAUAAGGUAAGGGAUUCAGAAUAAGCUAAUUCCUCCUUGCAGUUAGCCAUAGAACUGAGUUUAGAAAUUUUAAAUGAUUUCUCAAAAAAAAAAAAACCUCAAAAAAACUACCCAAGCAGUAAAGUGACCACAUUAGAAAUUAGCUGCCUUCUCAUUACAAGGCCAGUGUCCUUUGCACAAUAUCAUGCUACCUCCUGAAGUUUUAAACAUUCAAUUGGCAACUAUUUUUAAGUAUGAUUUACUGAUGUCUUAAGUAUAUGAGAAUGAGAAAAUUUCACAGCACAUUAAGUUAAACUGAAUGGUUCAUAAUGGGUUUCCAGGCUUCUCUGCCCAUCCCCUCCCGAUAAGAGACUGCAGCAUAGCAUAACAACAGGAGAAUCCUUCCUUCACAUCCUAGCCCGCAUAGCUCCCUGCUAGCCUCCAGUGCUCCCUGGAGUUGUCACUGCUCAUCUCAAAGCCCUGAUACAGAGACCCAUGAAUUCUAACUUCUAACUGUCCUGUGUGUAGUUCAGAGUUACACCUACAACUAAAGAAUUCACUUAAAAAUAUGAUCUAAUAACUAACCUCCUGUAUUUGCUGUCUUCCAGAACCUCAGUGAAAUUCUAGAUAUUUGCAUUAUAAUGAAGAUUUACUUCCAUUCUCCUCUAAAGAGAACUGAAAAAUACAUAAAUUGUUCUAGAUGCAACAGAUCCAGACUGCAACAAAGCAAUUAGGAUGUUAAACUGAAUUACAUUUCUUUCCCUAAGAUAAAAAGAUUAGGGGUGUUUUCCUAGUUUAGUACUGUGAUUCACUUAUGUAAGAAAAUACUUUGGUCGCUAAUAUAUCAGGCACAAAUGGCUAUAAUCAUAGUUACUCAGGGACUUGAGACCUGGAAGACCUCAAUUUGAAGCCAACCCCUGGGGCAUAAAGGCUAAGUGACUUCAUCUCUAAUUGUCUAGUAAAGGUCCAGGUUGGAGGUUUGGUCCAUGCAGUGAAGCAUAACAGUGAUGAGAAAGAAAAGCAUCUCCAAAGUUGCAAGGACUUGAAUUUAAGCCUUAGUAAAAGCAAAAAAGAAGAAGAAAGUGUAAUGAAAGCUUUGGUCACUGAAGAUAAAAUAAAAAUUACAUUUUAUCCUCUGUCACCUAUAGUAUUCUUUGAUAAACACAAACAAAUGGAUACUUGACAAGUCACUAAGAGGAAAAAGUAGAAAUAAAAUGUUGAUCAUUUAAAAAUGAACAUUACAGUGUUUAUACAAAAUAAUCUCACUUCUCUGUGUAAUGAGCAAGAGAGCAUAAUAAAAUGAAAUCAUAAAAAAUCAAAGGUUUAUAUUUUCCAAACCAUUAUUGUUUGCACUAACUUAAAAUGGACCAAUACUGGUACCACAGGAAGUAAUUUCAGAGCUAGGUGAUGAUAUGUAGUUAAACUCGGGAUUUCUUAAUGCUUCCUUUUAACCUUUCUUAAAGAGCUAAUUCUUAAUGACUUUAGAGGUUAUAUUUUACUUGAAUAAUUAUGUAGUGCAUUGUAAGGAGAGAAUUAUUAUUUGACUAGUUAGAAUUAAUUAAAAGGUGAUACAGGGUAUCCUUAGAUUUAAUAACAUGUAAAUAGAGCUCACUUUCAACUACUAUGAACACAGGAGCCUUUUGAGAUUUAUUGAUAUUAAACAUGACUAAUCGAAUCUUAAAUUAUUAGCAAAAAUUAAGAACUUGAACAACAUUUUUGGUUCAGAAGCAUAUUUUAGGUUCUAAAGUAGGUAACAAUUUAAAAAGUGCCAUAUUACACACACACACACACACACACACACACACACACACACACACAUAAAGCUGCAAGCAACUUCUUUCUCUGAGACAUCUUUAUAUUGCAGUGCAAAAAUGUUUAUAGAAAUUUGCUAUAUGUUUGGAAUUUUCUACUAUUUAUAAAGCCCUCUACAUUCUUUGGCAGACUUAGGAAUUCACUGAAAAUCUGUCCCAAAUGUUCAAUUUAACUUUUGUUUAAAAAAAUUAACCAUAAGUAUAUCUGGGGAUUAAAUUUUAAAAAAAAUCAAAGAUAGUGGAUGCAUCAGAUGCAAUACUUCACCAAAGAAUAAAAUCACAAGUAUUUGUAAUAUCUAUUUAAUCUCUUUGGAAACAAUUCUUGUGAAUAGAAAUGGGCAUCCAUAAAACACUGAAAUAUCUUAUGAUAAGCUAUGAAAAUUAUAGAAUCUUAUUGCUCCUGCUAACCUGGUAAAGUCAAUUAGACUUUUCUGGCCUUUCCUUCCUUUCUUGACUCUUGUUUUCUUUGAUUACUUUGCCCAAGGAAUUGCUCAAAUGCUUCAAGCUUACUAACACUCAUUGUGAAACAAAUGUGAAACAAAUGACUAUCAUUUAAUGGUAUAAAUAUUUCCUUCUCUCCGAAGACUUUGUUGAUUUUAACAUACAUUUGAAUCUGAGAGACCAAUUAAAAGCUAAGAAUUGUAAGUUUUCAUAAUGCUUUCCAUUCUGAAGGAUUUGAGACCUAUAUGUUUUCAUUAAA
This is a messenger RNA of Dipodomys spectabilis (banner-tailed kangaroo rat), 6176 nucleotides long. It is a transcript of the gene Itgb8, whose product is annotated as integrin subunit beta 8. Gene Ontology annotation, molecular function: integrin binding. The transcript is spliced from 14 exons. The coding region runs from base 253 to 2565 and encodes 770 amino acids. NCBI's taxonomy places the organism in Eukaryota, Metazoa, Chordata, Mammalia, Rodentia, Heteromyidae. Gene Ontology annotation, biological process: cell migration; integrin-mediated signaling pathway; cell adhesion mediated by integrin. The record is from RefSeq and is a predicted model, not a curated record. Gene Ontology annotation, cellular component: focal adhesion; integrin complex; cell surface.